CAUUUAAGUAAAAUCAUGACUCCUUUAUGGGGGCGUCUGCGUAUAAAUAUUAAAUAUCUGGGUCUCCGGCCUUGCAGGGUCAGAGACUCGGUGGGAUAUUGGAUUUUGAGGUUGAGGAUGAAGGCAUUGCCAUGGCCGCUGCUCUGCUUCUCUCAUAUGGUCAUUGCGGGGAUACUGUGCAUGGCGGCUGCGUCUGAGCUGGGUCCGGAAGAGUGGGCGGAGGGGGUGGGGCUGGAGACGGGAGGGCUGAGCAGAGAGAGCUUCCCGAAGGGGUUCUUGUUCGGAACGGCGUCGUCAGCGUACCAGGUGGAGGGAAUGACUAAUAAGGCGGGCAGAGGGCCAUGCAUUUGGGACCCUUAUGUCAAAAUACCUGGGAACAUUGCCGAAAACGGAACCGCUGACGUGGCGGUGGACCAGUACCAUCGGUACAAGGAAGAUCUGGACAUAAUGAAAAAUUUGAAUUUUGAUGCAUACCGAUUUUCCAUCUCCUGGUCAAGGAUUUUCCCUGAGGGAACUGGGAAAGUAAACUGGGAGGGAGUUGCCUAUUACAACAGGCUGAUUAACUACAUGCUCAAAAAAGGGAUUAUCCCAUAUGCAAAUUUAUAUCACUAUGAUCUUCCUCUAGUGCUCCAGGAGAAAUACAACGGUUUGCUCAGCCGCAGAAUAGUAGAAGACUUUGCCAAUUAUGCGGAGUUCUGCUUCAAGACAUUUGGUGAUAGGGUUAAGCAUUGGACAACAUUUAAUGAACCAAGAGUGAUAGCAGCUUUAGGAUUUGACAAUGGCAUCAAUCCUCCUUCAAGGUGUUCGAAGGAAUUUGGAAAUUGUACUGCUGGAAACUCAUCAACCGAGCCUUAUAUUGCAGCCCAUAACAUGCUUUUAUCUCAUGCAGCAGCAGCUCAGAGAUACCGUGAGAAAUAUCAAGAAAAACAGAAGGGGAAGAUUGGAAUUCUCUUGGACACCGUCUGGUAUGAACCUCUUACCAGAUCGAAGGAUGACCAGCAAGCAGCUCAGAGAGCCAUAGAUUUUCACCUUGGAUGGUUCCUACAUCCCAUUAUAUGGGGUAAAUAUCCGAAAAAUAUGCAAGAUAUUGUUGGAGAGAGGCUUCCCAAAUUCAGUGAAGAAGAGAUUAAGUUGGUAAAAGGGUCAGUGGAUUUUGUGGGAAUCAACCAGUAUACUUCUUUCUACAUGUUCGAUCCACAUAAGCCUAAGCCUAAGGUUACAGGCUACCAGGAAGAGUGGAAUGCUGGAUUUGCUUAUGACCGAAACGGGGUGCCAAUUGGUCCAAGGGCAAACUCUUUUUGGCUUUACAUUGUACCAUGGGGUAUGUACAAGACUGUGACCUACGUGAAGGAGCAGUAUGGAAACCCACCUAUAAUCAUCUCAGAAAACGGCAUGGACGAUCCAGGGAAUGUGACACUCCCCAUGGCAUUGCACGACACCACAAGAGUGAAGUACUUCCAAGACUAUUUGAUAGAAUUAAAGAAGGGCAUAGAUGAAGGAGCAAACGUACAUGGGUACUUCGCAUGGUCAAUAGUGGACAACUUCGAAUGGAAGUCGGGAUACACAUCUAGGUUUGGCAUGGUUUUUAUUGACUACAAGAACCAGCUCAAGAGGCACCCCAAGAUGUCUGCAUUUUGGUUCAAGAAAUUACUCCAAAGAAAGAAGCAGCAGUAGGAGCAUGCAUGGUGUGAAGGUCUUGUUUUUGUUGAAGUGUUCCAGUAGUACUAGUAAUUAAGGUCAAUAAUGAGAGGUAGUGAAACUUCAUUUCAGUUCAACCCUGUAUUGUUUGUGCUGAGUGAUUGAUCAUGCACAACCGGUUUCUAUACAGGAAAAUAAAAAGACAAAUCUAAACUUAUUUGAUCAAGACUGCAGUCAGUGACUUAAAUAAAAUUAGGCAUAUUCAGCCCAAUGGUGCCUUUCUUCAA
Molecule: messenger RNA, 1925 nt
Organism: Vitis riparia (riverbank grape)
Lineage: Eukaryota; Viridiplantae; Streptophyta; Magnoliopsida; Vitales; Vitaceae
Product: beta-glucosidase 44-like
Exons: 11
Coding region: 16-1674 (552 amino acids)
Biological process (GO): carbohydrate metabolic process
Molecular function (GO): beta-glucosidase activity
Source: RefSeq, a predicted model, not a curated record